Messenger RNA from Pseudocercospora fijiensis CIRAD86, 1404 nucleotides. RefSeq lists its product as uncharacterized. Lineage: Eukaryota; Fungi; Ascomycota; Dothideomycetes; Mycosphaerellales; Mycosphaerellaceae. The transcript has a single exon. Gene Ontology annotation, molecular function: structural constituent of ribosome. Bases 1 to 1404 code for a protein of 467 amino acids. The record is from RefSeq and is a predicted model, not a curated record. Gene Ontology annotation, cellular component: mitochondrial small ribosomal subunit.
AUGUGUCUGCGCUGUCUCAAGCGCUCAUUGAACGCCAUCGAGACAGCUGCGCCAAACCAUGUCAUACAGCGGUCCUCAUUCUCCACAUCGACGUCCCUCUCCGCGCAACCGGUACAGAAGAAAAAGGGUGUAGUCGCGAAGCCAGCAUCCCGAGCAGGACGAACAUUACGUCUCACCAAGAACAAGCGCGCAUCACCAACUAGACCCCCAGCUGUUGGUGAACGUAAGGCACUUCGGAAAAGGGUUGUGCUCAGCAACACCAAUGCUCUCGAGAUCCAAGGCCUUCCGGAUCUCGACGUGGGAAACAUAAACAGCGAAGUCCUUCAAAAGUUUCAAGGAGCCGUCUUGGGCCUCAAUAAUCCUACCGUCGAUGCGCUACGAGCAGCAGAAGCCUUCAAACCUACACAAGGAUGGAGUCUUUUUCGACGACCGGCGACAUUGAUCCGGAAAGAGACCGUGGACCUUGCUGGUGACAUAGAGUGGGUCGCGGCAGUAAAAGCAGCAAGAACCGUACGGAAGGUCAUUCAUGGUGAGCGCGACAGCGGUAAGAGUGUGUUACAGCUUCAAGCCAUGGCCAUGGCUUCACUGAGGAAAUGGGUUGUCGUGCAUAUACCAGAAGCCCAGGACUUGGUCAAUGCUCACACUUCCUAUGAGCCCAUCGAGACGGAAAAUGGAACCAUGUACGUCCAGCCACACUACACCGCGAAGCUGCUGGACAACAUCGCCAAGGCCAAUCGCAACACAUUAGAAACAUUGAAGAUGAAGCAGCAGCACAAGCUGCCAAUUCCUCUCCCGGCGAACAGCACACUUCUGCGGCUCGCAGAGUUAGGUGCUCGAGAUCCAGACGCUGCAUGGCCCGUCUGGCAAGCAUUCUGGGCUGAGCUUAGUGCGCCAGGAGGCGACCUUCCGCCAGUGUUUUACAGCUUGGAUGGCUUCGAUCACGUUUCGCGGCUGUCCGCAUACUUGGAUCCCGACGUUCAGCCAAUUCACGCACACGAACUCACACUUGUGAAGCACUUCAUCGACUUGCUCUCUGGCAAGAUACCUCUUCCGAACGGCGGCAUGGUCCUCGCCGCAGUGUCUGAAUCGAACAAGGCAAGCGCACACACUUUACACCAUUGUAUCAAGCGCAAUGAAGCCAUUCAAGGCAACAAGCAACCUCAGGCGGGUGACCCAUACGUCGCUUAUGACAAGUGGGUACAAGAUGCAAUGGCGACUGUAGGCGUCACAAAACUCCGUGGUCUGAGCAAAGAAGAAGCUCGGGGUGUUAUGCAGUACUAUGCGCAAUCGGGAAUGCUCAGGAACGGUGUCACGGAGAACCUCGUGAGUGAAACCUGGACACUCUCUGGAGGCGGUAUCAUCGGUCAGAUUGAGCGAGGCACUGUACAGGCAUUGCGUGCAUGA